GAGAUUAGUGUAUCUGCAGCUCUGUGUCUCCAAAAACUCUCUCUCACACACACACACACACGCUCUCUCUCACACACACCGGGCGAAGCUCGUUCAUAAGUAUUAUCCAGGGUAGUCUCGUUUCAGCUCAGCAUCAUGUGUGACCAGACGUUUUUAGCGAUCACGUUCGGCUCCUGCGACAACUGCAGCCAGACCAAACCCCUGAUGAACAUCUACCUGCAGAAUGAGCCAGUCAACUACUGUUCUCUGUGUGUGGAGAAGAUGGCGUGUCAUGGUCUGAGGAAGGGAGAGAGCUUGGCAUCUCUGAAGGCUGAAGCGGAGAGUCUAAAGAUGAAGCUGGAGCAGGAGAGAGGAAAACUUCAUGAUGCAGAGUUGAAGCAGGUGGCAGAGAAAGUAGAAGCUCUGGGUUCGUUCACGCUGAAGAGUCGACGCAUCCUGAAGGGCCACAGUAACAAAGUGCUGUGUCUCGACUGGUGCAGUGACAAGAGACGCAUAGUCAGCUCAUCACAGGACGGGAAGGUCAUCAUCUGGGACGCCUUCACAACUAACAAGGAGCAUGGCGUGACCAUGCCGUGUACAUGGGUGUUAGCGUGUGCAUAUGCUCCCUCUGGCUGUGUGAUAGCGUGUGGUGGAUUGGAUAAUAAAUGCUCUGUCUAUCCUCUGUCUCUGGAUAAGAGUGAGAAUUUGGCAGCAAAGAGGAAGCAGGUGGCCGUUCAUACCAACUAUCUCUCCGCCUGCAGCUUCACCAACUCCGACAUGCAGCUCCUGACCUCCAGCGGUGAUGGGACAUGUGCAUUAUGGGAUGUGGAGAGCGGGCAGCUGCUGCAGAGUUUCCAUGGUCACUCAGCCGAUGUGCUCUCAUUGGACCUGGCGCCGUCUGAGACUGGAAACACCUUUGUCUCUGGAGGUUGUGAUAAGAAGGCUAAUGUGUGGGACAUGCGGUCUGGUCAGAACAUCCAGUCCUUUGACACUCACGAGUCGGACAUCAAUGCUGUAAAGUACUAUCCGAGUGGUGAUGCUUUUGCCUCUGCGUCUGAUGAUGCUACAUGCCGUCUGUAUGACCUGAGGGCCGACCGUGAAGUGGCUGUCUACUCUAAAGAGAGCGUCAUCUUCGGUGCCUCCAGUGUGGACUUCUCCCUGAGUGGGCGUCUGUUGUUUGCUGGCUAUAACGACUACACUAUAAACAUAUGGGACGUGUUAAAGGGGACCCGGGCUGCGAUCCUGUAUGGCCACGAGAACCGGGUCAGUAAGGUCAGAGUGUCGCCCGACGGUACCACGUUCUGCUCGGCAUCGUGGGACAACACACUGCGGAUCUGGGCUUGAGUCGAGUCCUGGGUGUCUGAUGGAUCUGAUACUGUAUGAUGGUGGAUUCACACCAGACUCGUUUUUUUUACACAUUGCUCUCUCAGUUUUUGGUCUCAGAGCUGAUCAGAAGAUCGGACGUAAAUAAUUUAACCCUGUUUAUAAUCCAGGGUCCAGGAGAAAUGUGUGUGUAGAUGUAGUCAUGUGAUAUAAAUGACUUUAUACAGUAUAAUAAACACACAUAUAAAUAUAAUAAUCAUCUUCAUGUAGUCAGAAAUCUAAUGUUCAUCAUGAAUAUUAUAAUUAAAGUGAUUGUCUUCAG
Molecule: messenger RNA, 1624 nt
Organism: Silurus meridionalis
Lineage: Eukaryota; Metazoa; Chordata; Actinopteri; Siluriformes; Siluridae
Gene: gnb5b
Product: guanine nucleotide binding protein (G protein), beta 5b
Exons: 13
Coding region: 136-1323 (395 amino acids)
Biological process (GO): G protein-coupled receptor signaling pathway; G protein-coupled dopamine receptor signaling pathway
Cellular component (GO): heterotrimeric G-protein complex; cytoplasm
Molecular function (GO): signaling receptor complex adaptor activity; protein binding
Source: RefSeq, a predicted model, not a curated record